Carassius gibelio (silver crucian carp) is the source of this 2476-nucleotide messenger RNA. RefSeq names its product synaptophysin-like protein 1. Gene Ontology annotation, cellular component: synaptic vesicle membrane; synaptic vesicle. Lineage: Eukaryota; Metazoa; Chordata; Actinopteri; Cypriniformes; Cyprinidae. The record is from RefSeq and is a predicted model, not a curated record. The coding region runs from base 183 to 884 and encodes 233 amino acids. The transcript is spliced from 6 exons.
AUCACGUGUCCCACUGUAGAAAGUUUGACAAGUUGGUCGACAUACGUGCUCUGUUUUCCCGCUAUCGAAAACCUUGAAUGUCAUUUUCUCGUGUCUUCUUCUUCGAUUAAUAACAACCUCGAAAUCUCACCUGGAAUCGAAGUGUUUUCUGUUAGCGACGCCAUAAAAACACACCGAAAAACAUGGAAAUCGUGCAGAAAGUCAUGUCGGGGUUUAGUCUGGAUUUGGGACCAGUGAAAGAGCCGCUGGGAUUUAUCCGAAUCCUGGAAUGGGUGUUCACCAUCUGUGCCUUUGCCACCACUGGUGGUUAUGUUGGAUUCACUCAGUUCACCAUUGAUUGUGGAAGUAAAAAGGAAGACAUUACUGCUCAUUUUGGAUAUCCUUUUAGGCUCCCGAGUCAGCAUUAUGAGAUUCCUCACUGCAAUCAGACCAGUAACGUGACUUACCUGCAGGGGGAUUUCUCCUCCUCGGCCGAGUUCUUCGUCUCAGUGGGCGUCUUGGGCUUCUUGUACUGUACCUUCACCAUCAUCCUGUACUUGGGCUACCAGCAGGUUUACAGAGAGUCCAACCGUGGCCCGGUCAUUGAUCUGAUUGUGACGGGGAUCUUUGCUUUCUUGUGGCUGGUUUGCUCCUCAGCCUGGGGAAAAGGUUUAACAGAUGUCAAAUAUGCUACGGAUGCUGACAGGCUAAUAAAGGCUUGUGUGCCUGAUACAUGUGUGGUGAAGACCUACGCUUUAAUGGGUCGACUCAACUCCUCUGUGCUCUUUGGAUUCCUGAACCUGAUAUUGUGGGCAGGCAACUGCUGGUUCAUCUACAAGGAGACUCCGUUUCAUAAACCGGCCAAUCCACCUCCCAGCGUAGAGGGGGGAGUUUCCAGCUCCUAAUUAGACAAGACGGGCUCCAUCCUCUCCUCUCCAUUCGUUCAUAAAGCAGAGGAAAGAAACUACACUUUGAUAUGCAAAAGCUUUGUUUCUAGCAUCAUGCAUCACAGUUUGUUACAUUAGAAAUGCUCUAAGCUGAAUUCAUCAUUUCUUUAUAGUUUUUUUUUUAUUUCAUUUUGGUGUUUAUUUAAUGACACUGGUCAGAAGCUAAUUUUGUCACGCAGGUAAAAAAAGAAACCAAAUGAUUUAUUAUAUGUCAGUUACAACUUACAAUAAACUUGUUUUAGGUCAUAGAUGUUUUACAUUUGAAUGAAUUUGUCUAAUUUGAUAUAAAGUUGACCUGCAUUUUGUAACUCUAAAUGUCCACUACAAUCAGACCUUGUGAGAAACAGACUUUGCAUUUGAACGCUCUUAUACAAAACGUCUUUGAGCACUUAAAAUACUAGCACACUAAUAUCUAGCUCCAGACAUUUAAAGCUUGUCUUUCCUUGUAGUUAAAAAAAACAAAACUAUUUAUUGGUGCCUUUUCAUUUACGUUCAUGAUAGAAUGUUUUUCCACAGCCACAUCAGAGUCACCGUACACUUGUCAGGGAAGGAUAAACUAAAAAAAUCAGUCUUGGUUUCAGCCAUAAAGCCUGUGAUAUUUCGUCUGUUACCUUUAUUUUAAAUGUGUGUGUUAAUUCUCUGAGUUGACUCCUUUCAAUGUGGUUUUUGGUAAUAAAUUACUCCGCCAAAGGCCAUAUUUCAUUUUCUAUCAGGAAAAAUGUUAACUAUUCAACAGUAGUCAUCGUUCAACAGAAGGAAACAGUUGUUUGAUUGUUUUUCUACUGUAGUGAUGUUGUCAUUAUUUGUAUUUGGCUGUUAUUUGACGUGACACUGUAAAUGAAGUGUCUGUAUCACAUGGGUCAAUGUUCAUAUUUACAGGAAGAACAUUUAAUUUUGUGCAUCUGUGGCAUGUUUUACCAUCUUAAUUUUUACAGAAUUAAAUGUUUUGUGGGGGGAUUGCAUUGAGUUGAAUUCUGAAAAAAUUGUCUGUGGGCAUUUUAUGUUCUGUUAAAAAUGUAUUAUUCAUUUCAUUCUAAAUUGGCAAUUUAUUAUUAUUAUUUUUUUAUAUCCUCAAGUAGUCUUAAUCAUUAAACUUUCAAAUUAAUAUUCAAUGCCACAUCCAAACUUUUAAAUCAGCAUAGAUAUAAAAGGUAGGUAGAGUUAAACACCUUAAAUUAUUAAUAUAAAUUGUUAAAACAAAAAGUAGUUUUGGUGUAUUUUUGAUUAAAGUGGGAAAAAGUUAAAAGUGCCAUUUAAAAAUCUUUCCUCGGGUCACAUAUUGAUUAAUAUGUUUGUCUUGGAGCAAUCCUCUAUUUUGGUUGUGACUUUUGGAAAAUAUAGGCCACAUAUGUGUGUGUGUGUGUUUUAUAUCUCUGUGCUACGUUCAGAAGGAAAAUCUCCACAAAAGUUGUUUGCAGAUUUAAUUAGUAUUAAAAGAGGAGAGCUGUAUAUAUAUUGGUUCGUGUUUUAUUUCCAAAUGGCUGCUGUUUACUAAAUAACCACUAGAUGGUAAUAUUGUAAACAAAAUAAAUACAUCGACUAAAAAAAUC